GCUCAUACAUGGAGAACGAACCCCCGCCUGAGAGAGAGGGGCCGAACGAGCAGCGCCCCUCGGGCUGGGCAAGAGCCAAGGAGGGUGUAAAGCGACUGCUCAACCGGAAGUCUUCCGCCGACGUGUCUGAUCCUGCUGAUCAGCAAGCAGCGCAAUCGAGGGCCAACACCAAUGAUGUGACGCCACCACAGCCCGCCGGAGAGCUCGCUGACAGCUACCCAGAUUGCACAGGUAAGGAAGCGGUCUACAGAAGGCUGUGCACCCAUACGUGUCUUUCUCUUUCUGCUCUCAACCUCAGAGACUCUCGAGGAGCUGGUCGAUGAGGAUGCACUGAGACACAUGAUGGUCGAAAUUCAAAUUGAGGCAGAGACAGAGAAACAGGAUGACCAGCCGUCAGAACCGAUACCAAGAGGCAUCAUCAAGCCAAAGGAUGCGCCAGUCAGCAGGUCACCCAACGUGCGCUUUUCGGUCGGACAGAACGAAACACCCGCGGCUGCGAAUGAGCGGGACACGGUAUCGUCUCCUUCACUUGAACACUCUCUUGCAAGACCUUCUAUACAAGUACGUGGGGAGGAAAGCUGCAGUCCGUCGAUACAAGUGUGUCUGCUCGUGUGCGUCCAGCCUGCUCAUUCGGCAGCGCCAGCCUCCCUUCCGCGCCACCAGCGGCGACCAUCCUUUGUGUCCCCACCGUCGACUGGGAGGACCAUCCCCUCCAGUCCGGCAUUUUUCCUUGGCGACGACGAUGCAUCAAGACCUCACAAAGGAUCGGUUCAACAGUGGGACUCCGGCAACGCCGUAUGCGCAUCAGACUGAGGGAAAGCAAGAGCUGACACUUUGGCUGCCUCUGUGUGUCUUUGUGGGUCCAGGAACCCAAGAAGGUCAUUCCGGGGGAUGAGAAGCCCCAUGCUGGUGGCAUGUGUGUAUCUGCGAGGCCGUCCGUGCACCCCCACCAUCCGUCGGAGAGCACCUCUGCCUUUCAGGAUGUGGGCUCGGAUUCAAGGCCAUCAGGGGCAGCCAUGCAGCCCAUCAGCAUGCAGGCAUCCACAGACAUGCAGGGACAGGGGGAAGGACACGUUCGUGUGUCCCUUCCACCGGCUGGGAUGUCACGGGAAGGUGCCAAGCGGAUGCUGUACAACCUGCUGGGACGCGCAUACGGAGGAGAUGUGAGGCAGGCACAAUUCCCUGAGAAAUAGACCCCCAACUUCACUGUGUCUCCCUGUGUGUCAGUGUGGCAAGAUGAUGGAGGACAUGAGGCAGCUCAUGCCAACCAAGGAACAGCCGCCACGAGAACGAAAGUAGAACAGGGAAACAACCAGCUGUACGGCGAACGCUUCAUUGCUCACCCACUGUCCUGCCUGUUUCCGCCUUUUGCAGGUGGCGCUCCGGUCACGUCCUCGUGUGCGGCAUCCCCAGCGACCUGCGUGCUUUCAUGGAGGGCCUAGGACGGAGACGCGAUAAGGAUGUCGUCAUCCUCGAUCCCACACUGAAGCACUUGGACAGGUGGUGCAGGCACUAAAGGAUGGCCUAUGCACGUGGCUCAUUUUGGCUGCAUUGCGAUUCAGACGCCGUUCCGCUACAGCCUUUGAUGUGGCAGAAGCGACAUCCUUCGCCGACCCUGUUACUGUCCGUGUCCUGUCGAAACUGAAGAAACUCUCUCAAAACGAUCGGAAACGGUGAGGGAGACGCCAUACAAGGUGACGCGGCAAGUAUCACCACUUCUCCUUAUGUCAUGUCCAGGAUAUGGCUAAAGGGCGGCACACCGAUGAGCAAGAAGGAUCUGCUCGAGGCUGGCGUGCGCACGGCUGAAGCGGUGGUCGUGCUGCCGUCACACGCCACAUGCUGUGACGAUGUACAGAUGUUCCUCAGGUACAUAAUUCAUUGCUUGACACACAUACAAACGUCUAUUACGUACUAUCAGGCGUUUCGCUUCGGCCGAUCGCAAGACACAGAUCAAAAUGCAGCAGGUGCGUGAAUGACAAGUAAAGCCAAAGAAUGACCCAGAAAGUCUGUCCCGGCUGCAUGGUUGCAGACAGUCGAUACCAACACGAUCAUGAAGGCGUAUCUGAUCCGGGCUGAGGCGGCAGUGUCCGAUUAUCUUAAGGGCGAGACGACCUUCAUCGCCAGCCAGCUGCUACAGGGACAGGUGGGUGCCAUGCCCAACACCAAUCCAACGUAUGACACAUGCAGCUCUUUGUGUAUCUGCAGAAUGUUAAAUACUUUCAUGGUGCUUUGGAUGACCGGUACAAGCAGCGGACGAGUCGAGAGCAUAACAGAUGGCUCGACACAGCGCCGCUCACCUUCUCCAGGUCACCGAGUGAGCAUGCCAUGUUCACAAUCCCAUGUCUCCCCCAUACAUAAGCAGGCUGUUCGCGAGCGGCAAGUCGUUGUCGUGCACCAUGGUGGAUCGCAUCGUCAUAGAGUCUUUUUUCAUCCCCAAAAUUUCCAGUGUACUCUACAGCAUGAUCUACGGCGAUGAGGACGGAUCGCACCUGUUCCAGCUGGCACACAUCCCCGACACCUACAUAGGCAGACCGUACAAGAAUCUUGCCGAAGAUUUGAUGCGCAAAGGGGUAGGUCUGCACGUAUGCGCGUGUACAUGCCGAGGAAGAAAGGCUCUGACACGUUCUCUGCGUAGUUGCUGGUCAUAGGACUGUAUCGUAUGCCCGACGAGACCCCCGGCGAUGAUCCAGACCUAGAUGUCUCAUCGGAUCCCGGCAUGUCCCACCCUCCGGCAAACGACGCAACCCCACGGUCACCCCCGCGGUCUCCCGAUACACACCACCAGCAUCAGACCUCGUCUACACCAGCCAGUAGUCACAAGAUGGCGGCCACACGAUCGUCGUUGUCGGGCUAUCUACAAGGUGCUGGUCGAGCGAGCAUCAAGAGGAUAGCGAAGAGCAUCCAGGUGGUCACCAGGAGCAGACGGUCCGCACUAGCCGUACCCGACCACAUAAAGAUGGCCCUGGCGAGCAAGAGGUGCGUCAAGAAGCGGGGCGGUGUGUGAUUCUGUCCGGCAGUGCUCAUUAUGUCUCCUCUCGCUGCACUCAGAUAUCUAGACAAGAUGCCCUACGUGAUGACCAAUCCACCUCUCAACGAACUGAUUGAGGAGCGAGACCGUGUCUUCGUCAUCGGGCGCGCUCCCGACGAUGACGACAUGGAAGAUGCCAUAUGGGCUGCUGGCAACAUUAGCAGCAUUGCAAGCGUACGAAGCAAGAGGCGGGGCUUGCCACUGGUUCUGAAGCCACCUUCACUGUGUCUCUGUUGUGUUCAGCUGCCUUGUAUUGAUCGCAGCUCUCACAGCGCCCCUGAUUUCUCACCUUGUGUUGGUGCCGCCGCGACCCACGACCCCUCGCAACAGGCCACAUGGAGGUGAAUGAAUGCAUGUCAAUGCUGGCAGUAUGUCUAUCCAUUCUCUCCCACAUCUCUCUCAUUCAUUGCAGACGCUCCUCGGCCAGCCUGCGUCGGCCGCCGCGCAAGUCCAGCCGACACUUUGCCGGGAUACGUGGAGGGUUCCGAGUGUCUGUCCUGCACUCGUCGCUGAGCCAGUCGACACAGACCAAGGAUAGGGAGAGCAUCAGCAUAUCGAAGAGACGGUCCAGACUGCGGUCAGGUGUGAGGGGCAGAGACGGGAGGGAUGAUAAACACAUGAGCUCUGCUGAGGGUGAGGACCUGACCCCCCCGCCUCGGCCCCUCAACUCACUGAUGACGGCGCUAUUUGGGAAAAGAGGUUCCGGCGCGGACAAUGAAGCGGAGUAGACAGACAGGCUGAUGUAGACGCGCAUGCGUGGUCGGUGGGUUGACAUGUGUCACUUCUGUGGAUUUGUAUCCGCCAGUUUUGAUUUUGCUCAGCAUCCUAUCCAUUGGGUGAUGACGCGUGACAGCGUUCGUUCUGUUCACUCACUCAUGCAGCACCACAGUAAUGCAGAC
Vitrella brassicaformis is the source of this 3927-nucleotide messenger RNA. Lineage: Eukaryota; Vitrellaceae. The record is from the annotation of a GenBank genome assembly.